CGCAUGUCAGGAUCGUUGCAGAGAUCCUGCUGCCUUGGCUCUCACGAUCAAUCGUGAGGAUGGUGUUGUCUGCGAGGGGCUACGGACGCCUCGUUUUCUGUUUUUAAAACAGAUGUCGGGAGCCGAUGAAGUCACAUGAAAACGGACUCUAAUACCUCCUGAAGCCGACUGUCUGUGGAGAAGAAGACGCCACUGUCAGACCAAGGACAACGCUAACAUUACUGAUGGAAUUCCCAGUCGUUGCUAGAUGGAGAAACCGAAAGGGUGGACUCGUUAUAAAUAAUUAAAGAACACAUCUGCUGCUAAAAUAGAAGGAAAAUGCAUCUGCACCAGGUGCUGACGGGAGCGGUGAACCCUGGAGAUUGUUGCUACUCGGUGGGGAGCGUUAAUGACAUUCCCUUCACGGCCUACGGAUCAGGAUGCGAUGUAGUCAUCUUGGCUAGCGACUUCGACUGCGUUCAGAUUAUCCCGGGAGCUCAGAAUGGAAACAUACAGGUGGGCUGUGUGGAGUGCUCCCACCAGCUUGGCAGGAUUGCCGCUUCUUACGGAAACACGGUCUGCAUCUUUGAGCCGCUUUCUAUCAAUCCCAAUAAACGCCACAAGCAACUUAACUAUCAGUGGCAAAAGACAGGACAGUUCUUUCUUGAUGCCAUCACCUACAACCUGGCCUGGGACCCUCAAGGGAACCGUAUCCUGGCAGCAACUGAACGACUCCAGCUGUGGGCUCCUCCACUGGCAGACGCUCUCAUAGAAGAGGAGGAUGGGCAGAUGAUGGAGGACAAACCCCACCCUGUCCUCAGUGACUGGAACUGUGUCUGGCAGUGCAAGACCGCUGCGUCCAUUCACACUGCCAAGUGGUCUCCUGAUGGAGAGUACUUUGCAACAAUUGGGAAGGAUGACUGUUUACUUAAGGUGUGGUAUCCCACCACUGCCUGGCGCUCAGCGGUGGUGGUCCAGGACCCAUCUGAUAAAAAGUCUCCACCUGUUCACUUUUCCUUUGUUUACUUGGCCCAUCCUCGCUCGGUCACUGGUAUGUCCUGGAGGAAGACCAGCAAAUACAUGCCCAAGGGAACGGUCUGCAACGUGUUGCUCACGUCCUGCGAGGACGGUGUGUGCAGGUUAUGGUCAGAGACCCUACUACCAGAAGACAGUCUGCUGGGUGGGCAGAUCACUGAGAACACACACACUUUCAGCUCCAGCCUCCCGGGUCUGGCAGGAAAUAAGGACAAAAUCCAGCACGCUUUAGAGUCAAUCCACCACCUGAAACAGUUGCGCCGGGGCCGGCGGCGGUCCUCUGCUCUGGUGGCCCACAGUGACCUGCUACCCUCUCAGCUGGGCACACAAGACGCUCACACUCACCGCCACAUUGCUCACCAUGCCAACGCCCUGUGUCACUUUCAUAUCUCUGCCAGUAUUAACCCAAACACAGACAUCCCCUCGACGCUGGCUGACUCCUCAGUAUUCAACCCUGAAGACAGCACCGGUGGUGGAGGCUUUGUGGUUCACUGGCUUAACAACAAGGACCUCAGUUUCACUUCAUCAAUGGACCUUUUUAUGACGCAGCUCCGCAAGUUCUCCGAGCAGCACCUGGACCAGACUACUGACGAGCCUCUAGACCCCGAGGGAUCCCCUAUGAAGUUUGAUUUUGACCUGGAUGAGAUGUCUGACAAAGCGUCCUCAGAGCACGGAGAGGAGGGGGAUUCAGGGGAACAAGGAAGCACAAAGGCGUCCUCCCCUGGAUCCAGCUCCAGCAUGCCGUUACCGUCCAUGCUGCUGGAAAGGAAGAUGGAGACUCUGACCAUAGAGUGGAACAAGAGUCCGGACAUGUUGUUCACGAUACACCCCACUGACGGUUCCUUCUUGGUUUGGCAUGUAAAGUACCUGGAUGAAUUCAACCAGGGGAUUUUCAGACAAGUUCAGGUCUCCUUCUCGUCGCGCAUUCCGGUUGCUUUUCCUACGGGUGAUGCUAACUCCCUAAGUAAAAACAUCCUGAUGUACGCCUGCACUUUGACUGAGGGCGAGAGCGCCGGGACCGGCGAACAGGGAAGAAUGGUCCAGCGGAUGUCCCGCUCAGCGUCCAUAUCCACCGGCCUGGGCUCCACCGCUGUCUCUCCCUCACCAAAACUUCGGCCUGGCAUUAGCCCUGCCGUCAUGAUGGUGUCGAAGCACGUCGACGGAUCUCUCAACCAGUGGGCGGUGACAUUUGCUGAGCGUUCCGGCUUCUCCAACGUCCUGACUGUUUCUCACAAGAUUCGGUACUGCGGCCACCGUUUCCACCUCAACGACCAGGCCUGUCACACCGUGCUGCCGCUGCUCCUCACCUCCUCCCACCACAACGCGCUGCUCACCCCUCCCUCUGCCCCCAGCAGUUUGGAAGGGGAGCAGCCCCAGUCCUUUCCUCCACCAAAAGGGCUUCCCAGGAAGCAGCUUCGUAAUGCAGCUACAAGGACUUUCCACGACCCAAAUGCCAUUUACAGUGAGCUGAUUUUGUGGCGAGUGGACCAUAUCGGACCCCUGUCCUGCACCGGAGGGGUCUCCGAACUGGCCCGCAUCAACUCUCUGCACACGUCUGCCUUCAGCAAUGUGGCUUGGCUGCCUACACUUGUACCCAGCACAGUACUUGGAACCUACUGUAACAGUGCCAGCGCCUGCUUUGUGGCAUCAGACGGUAAAAACCUGCGUCUCUAUCAAGCCGUUGUGGACGCCAGAAAACUACUGGAUGAGCUGUCGGAUCCAGAAACAUCUAAACUGGUGGGCGAAGUGUUCAACAUUGUCAGCCAGCAGUCCACAGCCAGACCUGGAUGUAUCAUCGAGUUGGAUGUCAUUACAAACCAGUGCGGCUCCAACACCCAGCUGCUUCAUGUCUUCCAAGAGGAUUUCAUUUUAGGUUACAAACCUCAGAACGAAUCAGGGGCUUUCACACCAGCCUUCUCGACUGGAGAAGAUUACCAACCUGCCCCAUUUUCUGAGAAGUUCUUCUUGGUGGUAAUAGAGAAAGAUCUUAAUGGGAACUCUGUGCUGCAGAUGUGGCACCUGCACCUCCAAUCCGUGCAGGCCUGCGUCGAUGAGCCCAGCCAACCAUUUAGUUUCCAGAGCCAGCUCCUGGUUCCCAGUCAGGUUGUGAAUGCCGACUCGUCCCCGGAGACCUCUCCAAUCAGACCCCUGCCUCGAUCUGCUUCUUCAGCCAACUUGCAAUCAGCAAGCAAACUUAUCCUCAGCUCCAGGCUGGUGUGCAGCAAGCGACUAGACUUACCGCAUGGGGUGGAAGUUACCAGGGCAACGCCAUCUGCAGGUCACCUGAGCUCCUCCUCCAUCUACCCUGUGUGUCUGGCUCCGUACCUGAUCGUUACCACCUGCUCCGAUUCUCACGUGCGCUUCUGGCGCUGCGCUGUGGAGGGCGACGACGGACACGACACGGACAACCGGGUGUACCGCUGGGAACCGUGGGUCCUCAUGAACGAGGAGGAGGACAACAACAGCGCAGUGUGUGUGUCAGGACGGCCCGUCGCCGUUUCCUGCUCCUACAUUGGCCGGCUAGCCGUGGCCUUUAAGCAGCCACGGCAUGGACUGCUGCACAAUUCUGUGGAGGACUUCUCCAUGCACGUUUCCAUCUAUGAGUGUGAAUCCACUGGAGGCUCUGAGUGGGUAUUAGAGCAAACUGUUCACCUUGAUGACUUUGUCAGACCUUCUUCAACACUGGAUCCGAGAGUCAGCGUGGACUCCAACCUUUUUGUCUACAGCAGGUCUGAUUUAUACAUGAGCAGAGACCAUAGCUCGCCCAACAUCAAGCACUUCGUCCACCUGGACUGGCUGUCAAAGGAGGACGGCUCCCACAUUCUCACAAUUGGGGUGGGCUCCAACAUCCUCAUGUACGGCCGCAUCUCUGGCAUGGUCAAUGAGCAGACCAGCAGCAAAGAGGGGGUGGCAGUAAUCACCCUUCCUCUAGGGGGCAGUAUCAAACAGGGCAUCCGUUCACGCUGGAUCCUGCUUCGUGCCAUUGACCUCCUGUCAUCCGUGGAUGGUACGCCUUCGCUGCCGGUCUCCCUGUCCUGGGUGAGGGACGGCAUCCUGGUGGUGGGUAUGGACUGUGAAAUGCACGUGUACGCCCAGUGGCACCAGGACAAGAAGCCCGGUGAGGGAGAAGAGGGCAACCUGUCAACCGCGGACAUCGCCGGAGGUCAGAGCGCGGUUACCUCCUCCGUCUUCGAAGGGAGAACCAGGUCCAAGAGCGUGUUUGAAGGGAGUACUGGAGUGGACGAGGCGCUCCGCGCCCCCGCAGGACUGCAGGAAGGUGGACUGUUCGAGGCGGCUCAUUCUCUCUCCCCCACUCUGCCGCAGUACCACCCAACUCAGCUGCUGGAACUCAUGGACUUGGGGAAGGUUCGACGGGCCAAGGCCAUACUUGCCCAUCUGGUGAAGUGCAUAGCCGGAGAAGUCGCCGUGGUCAGGGAUGUGGAGGCGGGUGAAGGCGGAUCCAGGAGGCAUCUCUCUCGAACAAUCAGCGUGACCGGAAGCACGGCAAAGGACACCAUUGUGGCCGGCCGAGACGGAGGGAGGGAUUACACGGAGAUCAACUCCAUCCCUCCACUGCCCCUCUACGCCUUGAUGUUGGCCGACCUGGACACCUCAUUCAAGGGAGCGGAAGAAAGCGCCAAAACGGCUAAGGUUGUUGACGGUGAUGCGGCUCAAAAAUCCUCAGAAGACCAGUAUGCCGAUCUCUUCCAGGUGCCAACAGUUACUACUGAUGACUUUGUGAACUUUGCUACUGAUAAACCAGAGAGGAAGUCUCGAGUCAUCAACCUCUCUCAGUAUGGGCCCUCUUAUUUUGGACCAGAGCAUGCUCAGGUAUUAUCAAGCCACCUCAUGCACUCGAGCCUCCCGGGACUGACCAGGCUGGAGCAGAUGUUUUUGGUGGCCCUGGCCGAUACGAUUGCUACCACCAGUGCUGAAGUUACGAGCUCCACUGAUCAACAGUACACAGGUGGCGAGGCUCUUGAUGAGUGUGGACUGAGGUACCUGCUCGCCAUGCGUCUUCAUACCUGCCUGCUCACGUCUUUGCCUCCCCUGUAUCGCAUGCAGCUGCUUCACCAGGGCCUUUCCACAUGCCACUUUGCCUGGGCCUUCCACUCGGAGGCGGAGGAGGAGCUGCUGAACAUGAUUCCUGCCAUGCAGAGAGGCGACCCGCAGUGGUCUGAGCUGAGAGCUGUGGGAGUGGGAUGGUGGAUACGCAACAUCAACACGCUGCGGAAGAUGGUGGAGAAGCUGGGCAAAGCUGCGUUCCAGAGGAACAGCGACCCUUUGGAUGCUGCGCUCUUCUACUUGGCAAUGAAGAAAAAAGCUGUUCUGUGGGGUCUAUUCCGGUCUCAGCAUGAUGAGAAAAUGACUCAAUUCUUCAAAAACAACUUCACUGAGGACCGCUGGCGAAAAGCAGCUCUAAAAAACGCUUUCUCCCUGCUGGGAAAGCAGCGCUUUGAACAGUCUGCUGCUUUUUUCCUAUUAGCUGGCUCCCUUAAAGACGCAAUAGAGGUGUUGAUGGAGAAGAUGGAGGAUCUCCAGUUAGCCAUGAUAGUAGCGCGGCUGUACGAAGCCGACUUUGAGAAUUCGUCCACCUGCCAGGGCCUCCUGUACGAGAAGGUUCUGGGCUGCAACCGGGAUGGGAGCGCCUAUCACUGCUCCAGGCUGCAUCCAGACCCAUUCCUUCGCAGCAUAGCCUAUUGGAUCAUGAAAGAUUACACCCGAGCCCUGGACACACUCUUGGAGAGAAACCCAAAAGAAGAGGAGAAUCCAGAUGUGAUGGUGAAGUCUUGCAACCCUGUGGUGUUUAGUUUCUAUAACUACUUGAGGACACAUCCUCUGAUCAUCCGUCGGCACUUUGCGAAUCCAGAAGGCACGGUGACCAAUGUGGGCCUCACCGCUGAGAAAAGCGGUGCAGAUGAGAUCAACCUCAUAGAGCGGAAACUGUUCUUCACCACUGCCAAUGCACACUUUAAAGUGGGCUGCCCGGUUUUGGCUCUGGAAGUGCUCUCCAAGAUUCCCAAAGUGAGCCGGAAAUCUGGCUCCUCGUCUCCCAGCAAAGCUCCAUCGAAGGCAAACGUGAAUGCGAGCCAGCCGUUAGAAAAUGGCACCCAGGGCGGUUUGGACUGGGGCUCCUCCGCAGCACCGGCUCCUGCCUGGGGAGCCAACGACGGCGUCGGUGGGCUGGACUGGAGCCAGCCCGUUGUCAAGGUGGAGGAAGACGAGCUGCAGCUCGACUGGGGCAUUGACAGGGAAGACGAUGAAGAUGAGGAUGAAGACGGCUUAACCAUGAAGAAACCAGAGAUCGAGGACAAAGGCUCAAAGAAUGAUGGUCCCAAACUGCAAAGAGAAGACUCACAGGGCGAGUCCGAAGUGGAUGUGAUUGCAGAGCAACUGAAGUUUCGUGCGUGUUUGAAGAUCCUGAUGACGGAGCUGCGAACGCUGGCCACGGGUUUUGAGGUAGAUGGAGGGAAGCUCCGCUUUCAGCUCUACAGCUGGCUGGAGAAGGAGAUCGCAGCAAUGCACAAGAUCUGCAACUACAAGGUGGAGGGAAAAGAGGAAGGCCCAGAGGUCGAGCGGGAUCGUACGGCGUCUGUGGACAUUUCAGACGAGGCGCUGGAGAACAUGGAGGCCGGGGCUUACGAGCGUCACCAGAUGGAGCGACGUCGCCUUCAAGCCAAGCAGCAGCACUCUGAGAGGCGUAAAGCCUGGCUGAGGAAGAACCAGGCCCUGCUGAGGGUCUUCCUGUCCUACUGCAGCCUUCACGGAGCCAAAGGAGGAGGGGUCACCUCCGUCCGUAUGGAGCUUCUCUUCCUUCUGCAGGAGAGCCAGCAGGAGACCACGGUGAAGCAGCUGCAGUCCCCGCUGCCUCUGCCUACCACCCUGCCCCUGCUGUCGGCGUGCAUCGCCCCCACCAAGACGGUCAUAGCCAAUCCCGUUCUCCAUCUCAGCAACCACAUCCACGACAUCCUCUACACCAUCACAAUGCUGGAGGCUCCGCCACAUCCGGACGUCAUCGACGAUCGGGUAAAUGCUCUUCACACGCUAGCAGCGUCUCUUUCUGCUUGCGUCUACCAAGCCCUAUGUGACAGUCACAGUUACAGCAGUCAAACAGAAGCCAACCAGUUCACGGGGAUGGUGUAUCAGGGGCUGCUGCUAAGUGAAAGGAAGCGGCUUCGCACAGAAAGCAUUGAAGAACAUGUUACUCCGAACUCUGCUCCUGCGCAGUGGCCUGGUGUGUCGUCCCUGAUCUCCCUGUUGACGUCUGCGAGGGAGGAGGACCAGCCGAGGCUCAGCGUUCUGCUGUGUGAGGCGGUCGUGGCCGUUUAUCUUUCGCUGCUUAUCCACGGCCUGGGCACUCACAACAGCAACGAACUCUUCCGCCUGGCUGCGCAUCCCCUCAACAACCGCAUGUGGGCGGCCGUCUUCGGAGGAGGAGCAAAAGUCAUUAUUAAGCCAAAGAGGCCUGAACUUCCACCAGCGGCCCCCCCUCAGCCGCCUGCGGAGGACGUGGACCGAUACAGGCGCAGAUUCAACAUGAGGAUGCUGGUUCCUGGACGCCCCGUGAAGGAGACGCCCGCCACCCCUCCUCCUGUGCCUGCAGAGAGACCCACCUACAGAGAGAAGUUCAUUCCCCCCGAGCUGAGCAUGUGGGAUUACUUUGUAGCGAAACCUUUCCUCCCGCUCUCGGAGAGCAUUGCUUUGUAUGAUUCAGACGAAAGUGGCGCUGAGGAUGACGACGAUGACGAUGAUGCCUUCCUCUCGGACACACAGAUGACGGAGCAUUCGGACUCCAGCUCCUACAGCUGGGCUUUGAUCCGUUUGGUUAUGGUCAAACUGGCUCAUCACAACGUCAAGAACUUUAUCCCUCUCACUGGACUUGACUUCACAGAUCUACCAGUCACUUCCCCUCUCAGCAACGCAGUGUUGAAGACUUUGGAGAACUGGGAACAACUUUUACUGGAGCGGAUGAACAAGUUUGAAGGUCCGCCUCCCAAUUACAUCAACACCUACCCCACUGACCUGAGCACGGGAUCUGGGCCUGCCAUACUGCGACACAAGGCCAUGCUGGAGCCGGACAACACGCCCUUCAAGAAUAAGAGCCAUCAGUCCUUCCCAGUUCGACGUCUUUGGCAUUUCCUGGUCAAACAGGAAGUUCUGCAGGAGGCUUUGAUUCGCUACAUCUUUACCAAGAAAAGGAAGCAGAGUGAGUCUUUAGAGAACCAUGUGGACCGUAUAAACCCAAACUGCAUAGCUGGAGCUAGCAGUCCCUAUAAGGUAGAGGCAGAUCUGGGCUAUCCUGGAGGAAAGGCCAAAAUCAUUCACAAGGAGUCCGACAUAAUUAUGGCGUUUGCCAUUAACUGGGCUAACUCCAAUGAGAUCGUGUUGGCGUCCACCCACGAUGUCCAGGAGGUGGACGUCUCCACUCUAGUGGCCGUCCAGCCCUACACCUGGAUAGGAGACGACUUUGAUAAGGAAUCCCGAAGCUCUGACGACUUGGACCCCCGCUCCUCUCACACAAAUAUCGCCCAGGCGAGCUCCGUGUCCUUUGCGCCGCCGCCGAUGCCGGUCUCUGCAUCCAUGCCGUGGCUCGGUAGCGGUCAGACCAGCAUGGGGGCCAGCGUGAUUAUGAAAAGAAAUCUGAAUAACGUGAAGAGGAUGACAUCGCACCCUGUUUAUCAGUAUUACAUGACGGGGGCUCAGGACGGCAGUGUGAGGAUGUUUGAAUGGAACAGGCCGCAGCAGCUCAUCUGCUUCAGACAAGCAGGCAACGCUCGUAUCACCCGGCUCUAUUUUAACACCCAAGGCAAUAAGUGCGGAGUUGCUGACGGAGAGGGAUUCCUCAGUCUCUGGCAGGUCAACCAGACGUCCUCCAACCCCAAACCGUACCUGAGUUGGCAGUGUCACUCCAAGACCUGCGGCGAUUUUGCGUUCAUCACGUCCUCCAGCCUGAUCGCGACAGCCGGACAGUCCAACGACAACAGAAAUGUUUGCUUGUGGGACACUCUGAUUUCACCUGGCAAUACAAUAGUCCACGCGUUCCCCUGCCAUGAAAACGGGGCCACUGUUCUCGAGUACGCUCAGAAACAGCAGCUGCUCAUCACUGGAGGCAGGAAAGGCUUUGUGUGUGUGUUUGACAUCCGCCAGAGACAGCUGCUGCACACUUUCCAGGCCCAUGACUCGGCCAUCAAGGCGCUCGCUCUGGAUCCCUUUGAGGACUUUUUCGUCACCGGCUCUGCAGAGGGAAACAUAAAGGUCUGGAAGCUGGCGGGCCACGGCCUCAUGCACUCCUUCAGCAACGAACACGCCAAGCAGUCCAUCUUCCGCAACAUCGGCAACGGAGUCACGAAGGUGGAGACGCGUCCGGGGAACCGCAUCUUCACCUGCGGCGCGGACGGCACCCUGAAGAUGAGGGUUCUCCCUGACCGCUACAACAUCGCCAGCAGCAUCGUUGACAUCCUGUGAUGCCUGCUUCCACAUCUGACGGUCCAAAGACGAAAAAGACAAGUAGAAAAAAAAAGACAAAAAAAAAUGCGAAGGCUCGUCAAACGGCCUUUAAGUGAGCAUAGUUUGUCAACAGCUUGCCACGCUUUUUGGCACCUUUGAGUGCGCAGAGGUCAGGGGUUUACUGCGGGAGUAAGUGUCGUCCAGAACGACAAAACCAGAGCUGCAAACGUUUCUUUUCGCCCCCAAAGGCUGAAAACAAAAAGUUACAAGCAAAACGGUAUCAUACUUGAUUUUAAAAGCUAGAUUUGUUGUGAUUUUAUUGAUGAAUCUCUUCUCAUAGAGUGUGUCCAUAGGGAAGCUAUGCAUGUCCUGUUCUCGUUCCGCGGUGCAAUCACAGGUCUAUUGAUAGUGCUCUGUAAAAGUGCUCAAGCAAAAACUUUAAAAAAGUGUGUAACUGUCGUCAUUUUGUGCCCACAGCUGAAAUCUUUUAGCAUCUACUGUAACCAGCACUGUGGUUCGUUUAUUAAGUCAGUGGUUUCCGGUGUGAUUCGAGUCGUUGGAAUCAGCUUUUCGUUUCAAUAGUUUUGGCCCCUCCGGCUUCUCGCUGAAGAGCCGACGGCGCGUCGCUCUUAAAGGCGACGCCUCUCUUCCCCUUUCCCCGCCCCCUCCGUCCACUGAUCACUGGCUGCCCAUCGCUCACUGUGGCCUCUCCUGGUUUGAGUUCAACCCGAUCCAAGUGUGUGUUCUCUCUGCCGUGUCUGCCUACCAGCCCGCCCGCCUGCCUGCCUGCCUGUUAGUGCGACAACCUCCCUGCUAGAUCAUCGAACGCCCCCCACUUCCCUCCCGUGACUGUAACUUUAAAUGUUUCAUCUGUGUUGUCUAACGCUAAACACCCGACCGCCCAGAGCAGAAACACAAAGGUCCACUACUGGUUUUUGCACAAAACAAUAUCAGUUGUAUGUUUGUGGGUUGUUUUCUUUUGUUGUUGUUGUUUUAAUUGAGUUGAGUUAAAUAUUUAAAGUAUUUAUAUGUUUGUGUUUGGUUUACUGUUCCUUUGAAGAACUGUUUUAACUUAUUGCCUUUUAUUUUAGGAAUGUAAGAGCUUUCACUGUUUCCGAUUGGACACCGUGCAACAGUCUACUGUUUGUGUGUUUACCUCGCCAGCUGUUUUUAUUUCAUCCAUGAGAAAAUAGAUAUUUGCACUCAAAUUCUGAAGACACUAAAAGUUUAUUUCAUAUAUAUGGGUUAUCAAAGAAACUGUUGUAUACAAAUGAAUGUCUGGCUUUAUUUGCCCUGGUAGUAAAGCGUUUAAGAUAGUUUUACUAUAUAAAUUAUAUAAAUAUAUAUAUAUAUAUACAUACAGUACGAACUACAACAGCUUGUACAAACAUGAAGACAUUUCUUUAUUUUUUGGUUUGUAUCAUACCAGUUGGAUUAGUUGUGACUUUUGUUAAGUGUGUGGUAUUUAUUAAAGAGAUUAGUGUCCCUCCCUCUUUCUGCCCACUACAUGUGCUGUAUGUGUUUUAGGAGUUUUACCAAUGCUGUUUGUAGUGUGUGUGCGUGUGUGUGCGUGUGUAUGUGUGUGUGCAUGCAAAGAAAGCCAAUAUCAUCGUUAGAUGUUUGCCAGGGCCAUCGAGCCUGGGAGUGUUUGUGAGAGACGGGUCAAGGUAACAGUUUUACCUUUGUAAAGUGAAUAAAUGAUUUUUAUUUCA
Messenger RNA from Poecilia reticulata (guppy), 11174 nucleotides. It is a transcript of the gene dmxl2, whose product is annotated as Dmx-like 2. NCBI's taxonomy places the organism in Eukaryota, Metazoa, Chordata, Actinopteri, Cyprinodontiformes, Poeciliidae. Gene Ontology annotation, cellular component: RAVE complex. Gene Ontology annotation, biological process: vacuolar acidification. The record is from RefSeq and is a predicted model, not a curated record. Gene Ontology annotation, molecular function: protein binding.